UCGCUCGCGCUCCCCGCCCGCCGCCCGCGGUCCUCCGUCGGUUCUCUCCUUAGCCCGCCGUCUCCCACGGAGCUGCUCGCCCUUGUCUCGGAGCUCGCGGACUCGCGGACAGGCGUCCUCAGCGCGAAGAGGCCGGACUCCGAGUCGUCGUCUUGAGCCUUGCAUCUAAGAAGUCCCAAGUACUUUGUACAGCUGCAUCCCAGAAGCUGAGUUUCUUCAGCACCUUCAUAAGGUAUUGAUGGCUGCCAUCAGGAAGAAACUGGUGAUUGUUGGUGAUGGAGCUUGUGGUAAGACAUGCUUGCUCAUAGUCUUCAGCAAGGACCAGUUCCCAGAGGUUUAUGUGCCCACGGUGUUUGAAAACUAUGUGGCAGAUAUUGAAGUGGACGGGAAGCAGGUAGAGUUGGCUUUAUGGGACACAGCUGGACAGGAAGAUUAUGACCGUCUGAGGCCUCUCUCCUACCCAGACACUGAUGUUAUACUGAUGUGUUUUUCCAUUGACAGCCCUGAUAGUUUAGAAAACAUCCCAGAAAAAUGGACUCCAGAAGUCAAGCAUUUCUGUCCAAAUGUGCCCAUCAUCCUAGUUGGGAACAAGAAGGAUCUUCGGAAUGAUGAGCACACAAGGCGGGAGUUAGCCAAAAUGAAGCAGGAGCCGGUAAAACCUGAAGAAGGCAGAGAUAUGGCAAACAGGAUUGGCGCUUUUGGGUACAUGGAGUGUUCAGCAAAGACCAAAGGUGGAGUGAGAGAGGUUUUUGAGAUGGCCACUGCAAGCUAGAUGCAGGAAGAAAAAGUCUGAGUACCUCAUCUUGUGAAGCCUCGUGACGUGCAGCCUCACGCGGUUAAUUUGAAACGCUCUUUAUUAAUCUUAGUGUGUGAUUACUGGCCUUUUCAUGUAUCUGUAACUUACCUAAGAUUACAAAUCAGAAGUCAUCUUGCUACCAGUAUUUAGAAGCCAAUCCUGUUUAUUAAUAAUAUCCAACCUGUCUGACCAGCCAGGGUCCUCCCGUCACUGCUCUAACACCCUCUCUGCACUCCACCUGACACCAGGCGCUAAUUCAAAGAAUUUCUUAACUUCUUCCUUCUUUCUAGAAAGAGAAACAGUUGGUAACUUUUGUGAAUUAGGCUGUAACUACUUUAUAACUAACAUGUCCUGCCUAUUUUCUGUCAGCUGCAAGGAACUCUGGUGAGUCACUACUUCAGAGCUUUACUCCUUAACAGAUUCCAUUGGCAGAGCUCUGGGGUGGGCACCCAGUGUUUGGAAACUUGAUCAGCCAGAAAGGCCCAAGUCCACGCAGCUGUGGCAGAGUUACAGUUCUGUGGUCUCAUGUUAGUUACCUUAUAGUUACUGUGUAAUUAGUGCCACUUAAUGUAUGUUACCAAAAAUAAAUAUAUCUACCCCAGACUAGAUGUAGUAUUUUUUGUAUAAUUGGAUUUCCUAAUACUGAUAUUUGUCAUUCCCACAGAAAGUGUAUUGCUUUUUUUUUUUUUAAGAAAGUAUUUGGAAAUAAAGUCAGAUGGAAAAUUCAUUUUUAAAAUUCCCAUUUUGUCACUUUCUCUGAUAAAAUAUGGCCAUAUCUCCCCUAUUCAGCCCUAUACAUCAUUCCAGUGCCCCUUUCCAGACUGGACUGAGGAAAUAGGAAUUGGUUUCACGCCUGAGGCUGUUAGACUUUGGAGGUGGCAUAGCCUUUCUCACCUGGACUGCAGGGCCUGGCUCUAAGUCACAGUGCUCCUUUCUCCACACUGUUAUCCAAGUCGCCUCCCAGAGGAGCCACCAGUUCUUAUGGGUGGCAAUGGGUGGGUGGGUGGGGGGUCUCCUCUCUCCAGCUGACUAAACUUUUUUCUGUACCAGUUAAUUUUUCCAACUAAUAGAAUAAAGGCAGUUUUCUAAA
This is a messenger RNA of Rattus rattus (black rat), 1886 nucleotides long. It is a transcript of the gene Rhoa, whose product is annotated as ras homolog family member A. Gene Ontology annotation, molecular function: GTP binding; GTPase activity. Gene Ontology annotation, biological process: cell migration; small GTPase-mediated signal transduction; stress fiber assembly. The transcript is spliced from 6 exons. The record is from RefSeq and is a predicted model, not a curated record. Gene Ontology annotation, cellular component: dendritic spine; cleavage furrow. Lineage: Eukaryota; Metazoa; Chordata; Mammalia; Rodentia; Muridae. Bases 239 to 772 code for a protein of 177 amino acids.